AUGCCAUAUCAACUCAUCGGGGAACUUGAAACUGAUGGGUGCAAGGAUGGCUAUGAAAAUGUGGCCUCUCGGUAUGAUACAGAUGAGGGGGGAUGGUGCUCACGUGAAUUCAACAGUGACUUGCAUGAUAGAUUCAAGCGAGGCUUAUGCUGUCCAAAGUCCAAGAAGUUCGACAACUGCAAUUGGACGACCGAGGAUGCCAUAAGCAAGUUGGAUGACGCUAACUGUCAGCCACGUCAAUGCAAGAAGACUCAGACUAGCAUCUCGGAGGCAUAUGAGCCUACGAUCAAUCCUUAUUCUGCGAAGUACUGCAUAGGCGACUGCACUGUUGGGGAUCAAUGCACUGCGAAUCCAAUUCUGCCCCAGUUUGAUCCUGCCUUCCAUCUCUGUUGUGACCCACCCUCCGAGUAUAAUGAGGAUUGGCCUGUCCCACCCUCAUUUCUUUGGGAAGAUGCCUAUGAGGAUGACGGUGACGAUGUUGCCUGGGCUUUUGCUGACAACCAGAGCAACAACGAUGAGGAAUCGAGUGAUGAUCCAAUUGAAGAGGAUCCUUCAGAUCAUGCGUAUGGCUUCCUAAUGUUGGAUGGCCCCUCGGAAUCCAUCGACAAUGCCUUUGGCGAUUCAUACACUGUUGCCCGUCGCAGCAGUAAACUACCCAAUCGAAGACGUUCGAUGAUCACUGCCAACACUACUGUCUUGGACUCAACUUUUGAUCACGCAGAAGAGACUAUAUUCGUGUACUGCAACCACCCCAAGGGAUCUCCUGAGUGUCAGAAGAUCUUCCGCAAAGGUGCUGAAGAUACGAUAAUCAAGCUGGCAGAUCAUAUCGGAGAAGGUCCAUUCGCCCGCGUUGUCUCCAUGACACAGGCCCCACAUACCUAUGAGCUUCCUCAUCACCAUGUCCGAGCUCGUUCUGUGGAAAGCAACGAGAACGAAGUAUACGAGCUCAAGAUAGACUACAACUUACAUCUCAUCAAGCGGGACGAUGGUCCGAUCAACAUGCGCAUUGAUUACACUAAUCUGCUUCCAUAUUGGGAUGAAGUAACGGACUCUAAGCCAUCAUCGAAGAAGAGAUCCGUCCACGAGAAACUUACCAAAGAUGAUUGGAAAUCCCUUAUCAAGGACAUGAAAAAGAGAACUACCUCGAAUAGUACCUCAGUCAAGCUUGGUUCCGGCAGCACUGACAUGAUGGAGACUUCGGAAACUGGGCUAGGCAAGCGUUGGUUUGGUACAUUCAUGGGCUGGCUGAAAAAGAUGAACACCGUCGAAGCUGGAAACGAUGGUGUCCUCAACAUGGCCUUCCAGAAGAGCUUUCUUCUGUACCGAGCUGUUAAGGGAUGUGCCCGUCGAGCCUUCUAUGCAGAGAUGAGAAUGUACCUCGAUGCUGAUGUUCAGAUGGACGCAACAUAUGCUUACUAUCUCUCUGGGACUAUCGUUCCAUUGAAGGUGGAUGAUACUUACGGCUAUUUGGGUAUUGAGCCAAGCGCAUAUCUUGGAUUGCGUCUUGAAGGAAACGCCAUAAUGACCUACACCUCAGAGUGGAGAAAGCUCAUUGACACACUUGCGUAUCCUGGCUUGAGUAUCAAGGGUAUAGCAACUGUUGGGCCGAGUUUGGAUAUAUAUGGCCGGAUUCGCGGUAGUGUGACUCUGAAUGGACAGGCCAAGGCUGGCGCUCGAGUGCACUUUGGCCGUGCAGAACUCUACUUCCCACAGGAUGAAGAGGGGACUAAAGGCGAUACGGACUACGACAAGAUCGAAGACAUCAAGUCUCAGCAAGAGCGACCGAAGACUGGUCUGGAGCCACAAUUCUACGCAUCCGCUCAAGCAUCCGCAAACCUUGCCAUUGAUGUCUCUCCCAAUGCCCGGAUUGGUAUAGAGGUAGGACCGGCCAUUUUGGGCAAGGGAAAUCUGGUAGACGCCCAGAUUAUAGCCUUUAUGAACAGCACCCUUGACUUCUCCGCUACUGUGACUGGAUCAGUUGGAACAGACAGCGAUCCUACCUACGCCUAUAAAUAUGGUGCCUAUCUCUACUACAAUCUAGGCUAUGGAGGAUUUGCCAACAUUCUCGGUGAUACGUGGAAUUGGCACUUCACGCCAGUCUACCUCUACAGUCUCCCAGGUAACAAAUACACGAUCUAUGAAAAUAGCAACGUCAAAGCAGACGCCACGCUCAACUCAAAGAGAAACGUCAAGAUCCUGCCUGAUUCUGAUGAAAAGGGACUGUUCCAUGAUGAUUAUGAUGAUGCAGUUUGGGAUGACAGUGGCCUUGAGCCAUAUGUUCCACCUGCUACCCAUGUUCACCACCGCAGAAACCAUAUGCACCUCCAUCACAAGGUACACAGCUCUCAUGAUGGGAAAUCAAAUGCUACAUCAUCCAGUCCCGAUGUGGGCUCUGUUAUCUUCAAAAGGGCAGACAGUGAUGAUGAGAAAGAGCCAGACACGGCGAGUAGCUCUUCGUUUACCGGCUCUCAGAAAUUCGAUUGUCCUGCGUCCGGGAACAAACAACCAACUCUUCCAGAAUUUCGCUAUAACUGCCAAGCAUUCUCUGCCAACCAGGUUGUUACCACAGACGGCUCGUCACAGACAAUUAGAGGUAUCUGCGACGGCAUCUUCGGAUGGUUUGGGUCAGAUGGCGCCAGCAGCGAUGGUGUCGAACUCAGUUGGGAUCCUAACCGGCGCGACAAGAGAGACGCGUACACAUGCAACAGUUAG
This is a messenger RNA of Penicillium egyptiacum, 2712 nucleotides long. The record is from the annotation of a GenBank genome assembly. NCBI's taxonomy places the organism in Eukaryota, Fungi, Ascomycota, Eurotiomycetes, Eurotiales, Aspergillaceae.